CUCGCCCCGGUCCAAACUCCACUUACAAAGCCCGACAUUAUAUCUGUCAGAGAGGAGACCUGCAUGGACUAACCCGGGACUAAUACCCAUGUUUUCCUGCGAUUUACGGCAAUGUGGCAUUCCAGAGGCUUAACGCACCUCCAAUUACCAAAGAAAGGGCUAUUAAGCUCAAUUAUUUGUUAGAACAAGAAGGAAAAGAGGAAGGGGAGUGCAUGUUACUCGGCGGGCUUCAUUUCCUCGAUGCUGAACAGCAGGAGCUGGAUGACAUGAUGCUGCAGAGCCCGCUCACCUCCACGCCGUUUUCUGUCAAGGAUAUCCUCAAGCUGGAGCAGCAGCAGCAGCAGCAGCAGCAGCAGCAGCAGCAGACCGGGUCCCUGGAGCUCCAGCACCGGGCCCACACCCAGCAGCACUUGGCCGGGUCUCCUCCCCAGCAGCAGCAGCAGCAGCAGCGACAUUUCCAAACCCCGCCGUCCUGCAUGCUCGCUGGGGCCCGGGACAGCCCUGCCUUCUCGGACGGAGAGGACAACCUGGCCUACCUCAGCGCGCUGGCGGUGCGGGAGGAGGACCGCGGGGAAACCAGUCUGUCCCCGGACAUGUACGUCCACCCCGGCCUGCAGGGAGCCAAGCUGGAGGCCGCCGAGCUGGAGGAGCAGGAGAGCAAGAGCUGCGCGCUGUCCCGGGAGGAGGCAGCGGAGGGCGGGCAGGGCGACUCGGAGAGGCCGGUGCAGAAGCAGAGGAGCCGGCGGAGACCCAGGGUGCUCUUCUCCCAGGCGCAGGUCUUCGAGCUGGAGCGGCGCUUCAAGCAGCAGCGCUACCUGUCCGCCCCGGAGCGGGAGCACCUGGCGACCACCCUCAAGCUCACCUCGAACCAGGUGAAGAUCUGGUUCCAGAACCGCCGCUACAAGUGCAAACGGCAGCGGCAGGACAAGUCUCUGGAGGCGGCGGGGCAGCACCACCCUCCUCCGCCCCGGCGCGUCGCGGUGCCGGUUCUAGUCCGAGAUGGAAAGCCGUGUCUGGGCGGUGCGCAGAGCUACCCCGCCGCUGCUCCGUACGCAUCCAACCCGUACAGUUAUAACGGAUACCCGGCAUAUACAUACAACAGCCCGGCUUACAACACCAACUACAGCUGCACGUACACUAGCAUCCCCACCCUCCCCCCCUCCAGCACCCCCAACGCCUUCAUGAACAUGAACUUGGGAAACGUGAGCGGCCUCGGCGGCUCCCCGCAGGCCCAGGCACAUCAGGGGACAGCGGUCACAUCGUGCCAGGGCUCCCUGCAGGGGAUCCGGGCCUGGUAGCCCCUCACCACCACCACAACAACUGGUGUCCUUUUUUUUUUUUUUUAAUGGAGCUCUUUCAGUUUUGGUUAACCUCUGACCUUUUAGAAGCGCGAGUUAACUCAGCCUCAGAAAACAGUGUCGCUCAUAGAACAGCUGUGAGUUUGGAUUCACCGGUCAGCUGAUCACGAAACUUUCUUCACGUGUAUUACCGCCGAAAUCAGUGCGCGUGAAGGCUGGACGUCACACAGCUGGGGUGAGAUGUAAUGUUGAGGGUCCAAGUACUGUCGGUGCUGCGCGCGCACUGAGGCCCGGAGGCUCGUGUCUCCUCAACACAACUCAAAGAGCAGAUUGGUUGUUUUAUUUUUUAAAUGUUUGUUUUUAACAUGGUAUAUUUUUAGUUUAUGGAGAGAUUGAAUUGCUUUGAAUUGUUUGUUUUUUUUUUUGGUUCAACAGAGAAUUGUUUUAGUCUAUUUCACAUCUAUUCAAAUAAAUCCAAGAAAUGAGAGAAGGUGCGUUUUCAUUCUGUUUUCAGGCAACAAAAAAAAAAAAAGAAAGAACAGAUUGAAUUUUUUUUGGAUGUUUAUCUUUCAGCUGUAGAGGCUGAAACAUUCAAAUUUAAAUACGACACUGUCACCGAGCUGAAACUAAAUAAUUAACAGAAAUAAUAUUAGAGCUGUAUUAUUGUUUCCAUGCGGGGUCACUGUGAAUCAGAUGCACGGUGGCAAAUUUUGCUCAUAAACAUAUUAAGGGGAGAGCUGCUGGAGGAGGCCAGGCCACAGGAACUCUUUGUCCCGGUGCCAGGCGACGUGAAAGGAGGAAGUUAUUCUCCAUUUGAGGUCCUUAAAAGGACGCGAUUAAGCACCUAAAAUACCCCCGAAGAGCGAGCUGCAGCCGGGCUGGGGAGCGGGAAUAAUGGCUCUUAUUGGAUUGUCGGACAAAAGGUGUGUGGUAGGCAGAGCCGGGCACUCAGCAAAGACAAAGGCGCACAGGGGCCGUGAGAUUGACGUCCUAAUAUUCCCAUUUGAGGGACAGGCAGCGGGUUACUCUGCGCGGAGAAGGGGACACGGAGGAAAAAUGUGGUCACUUUUGUUCCCCUUCAGGAGGCUUUUUUUUGUUCGCGGAGAAAGGCGCUCCGAGAUCCCAAGCCGCGAGGGUUCGGGGGCAGCCGGGCUGGAGGUGAUGGCAGCAGGGAGGCGUUUGUGUGA
Molecule: messenger RNA, 2485 nt
Organism: Seriola aureovittata
Lineage: Eukaryota; Metazoa; Chordata; Actinopteri; Carangiformes; Carangidae
Product: homeobox protein Nkx-2.3-like
Exons: 2
Coding region: 213-1298 (361 amino acids)
Biological process (GO): cell differentiation; regulation of transcription by RNA polymerase II
Cellular component (GO): nucleus
Molecular function (GO): RNA polymerase II cis-regulatory region sequence-specific DNA binding; DNA-binding transcription factor activity, RNA polymerase II-specific
Source: RefSeq, a predicted model, not a curated record